AAGACGCAGAAGAAGCUAUUAAACGACAGGCAAAUGGGUGCGUUCUACUGUUCGAUCUGCAGGAAAACUGAUUUUACAGGAAAAGCUCACAUCUAUGGGAAAAGCCACCAGUGUAAACUGAAAGUCGUUCUUGUCAAAUUCCUGGACAAGGUUAAAGAAGCCAGGCGUAACAUCAAAUCCCCUCAAGUGGAGAAAAACAGCCCCGAACAUGAUGUUAACUUCUGGUGUUACUGUUGUGGGCUGGAGGUGCAGAAACAUGUGACGGAUGGUAACAUCACUGUUCUACACGGUGGACUGCUGGAGCACAUGAGCACCCCAGAGCACCGGACGAACACACACAAGUUCUGGUGGGAGAAUAAGGCAGACCCCAAACUCAGAGACAAGUUUAUUAUAGCAGAAGAGGAAACUGAGAGAUUUAAGUCAGAGGUUGCCAAGUCUCUUCAACAGUUUGAGGAAAAAGAGGAUGAUUUGAUUCAAGAGCAAGCUGCCGCGAUUCGAGCUCAGGAACAUCACAGACUGGAAGUCCUUCAGUCAUUAACAGAGCCUGAUCCAGCACUGGUACAACAUGUUGAACUGGGCCAAGACGACAAUGAACACACUGCCAGUUGUUCUUAUGUAAUGGAACCACGGCCAGGGCCGAGCCAUGAAGAUCCCGGAUCACGCGGUGAAUGGGGUGAAGCAGGACUUGGUUUAACCUUCAUUGGUUACCAGGAUUCUUCCAGCAGUGGAAAUGUUCACACAGGCGGAUUACCGCCAUGGUUGCUGGAGGAGCCGGAUGAGGCAUCUGGCAGUGGCCAGAAGGAAAUAGGCCCUUCACUUCAAGAGUUUCUUAAACACAAGGAACACGAGAAGCUCAAAAAACUCCCGCCCAACCGUGUCGGGGCAAACUUCGACCACAGCUCGCAUACAGACGCCAACUGGCUGCCAUCUUUUGGACGCGUGUGGAAUAGCGGCAGGCGUUGGCAGUCUAGGCAUCAGUUUAGAGAAGAGGAGGCAAACACCAAGAGAAAGAGAAAGAGGAAAGAUGAUACAAAAGCAAAGAAACCGAAAGACCUUCGCAAUGGAGAUGCAUGAAAUAUGUUUCAUAUAUGUACUUCAAUGGAACAGUAUAGUCCCCCAAAUGUUACUUGAGCCAUGUGCCCUCUUUGUAGAUCGCAUUUAAAAUGUCUCAAACCCUCCCUCCGCUAUUAUAUAUUAACAAAAGAAGGUGAGACUUUCGUUUGUGUGAAGAAAGUGUAUUUUCUCAUAUUGAGAAUAGCUUGAAAGCAGAAAAUUACUACGUAAAACAGUUACUUUGGCAUUUUCUGUCAUUAUAUGUUAGUUCUAGCAUUAUUUUUUGUUAAUUUUGGACAAGAAAUACACUACUUGUGUUUCCAGUUUAUUGAAUAAAUUUGCUACAGAUGAA
Messenger RNA from Triplophysa dalaica, 1405 nucleotides. It is a transcript of the gene cenatac, whose product is annotated as centrosomal AT-AC splicing factor. The record is from RefSeq and is a predicted model, not a curated record. NCBI's taxonomy places the organism in Eukaryota, Metazoa, Chordata, Actinopteri, Cypriniformes, Nemacheilidae. Bases 34 to 1074 code for a protein of 346 amino acids. The transcript has 11 exons.